UGGAGCCACUUGAUGGAAGCACUCACUCAACAAUUCUGAAUUUAACUCACACGUAAAAUGAACUCCAAUGUCACAUUGUUGGUGUUUGUGGUGGGCACCAUCGUCACCGGGUGCCUCAACUCGAUCUUCACCAAGUACCAAGACAACCAGUGUGUGGACAAUUGCCUGGACCCUGAUGUGUCGAACCAUCACACAUUCCAACAACCAGCCCUUCAGACCCUCCAGAUGUUCGUAGGAGAAAUGCUCUGCUACGUCGUGUACUAUCUUAUGUACCGCACGUCACUCUUGAGCUUUGGUGCCGACGGGUACAAGCCCAUCGGGGAAGAUGCUGAUUUGCCGCAGUUGCCGUUGGCUAGUUCGUUGAAGUUAAGUGUACCUGCCAUUUGUGACUUGGUGGGAACCACCAUGUUGCACUUCGGGUUAAUAUUCAUCCCUGUGUCAGUUUACCAGAUGAUCCGGGGCUCGUUGGUGUUAUUUGUGGCAUUUUUAUCGGUGGUUUUUUUAAAGAGAAAAGUCACCCGCUUGGAGUGGCUCGCGUUGGUAAUUGUGACUGGUGGAAUUACGUUGGUGGGGUUGAGUGGCUCGUCGCAGGGCGAUGGUGCGGCCGAAGGUACCUCGAAAAUGGUGAUGGUGGGGCUUGUGUUGGUGGUGGUGGCCGAGUUGUGUCAGGCAUUCCAAUUUGUGGUGGAAGAGCACCUCUUGAGAAAGAAUCCCAUAAUGCCAUUGCAAUUGGUAUAUUUCGAAGGCUUCUACGGGGCCGUGGUAUUGGCAGUGGCGUUGGUGGUGUUAUACUUUGUCUUGGGUGCCGUGUUGGACCCAUCUGAUUUUGAACACCUGCCAUUCAACAUGAAAGAAGGCCUUUCGCAGAUGCUUGGUUCCUACCACAUUAUGGGCGCACUGGUGUUGAUAAUGCUCUCGAUCUCGUCGUUCAACUUUUUUGGCAUUUCGUUGACGUUCCACUUGUCGGCAACUUCCAGGUCCACUAUCGAUGCCUGUAGGACGUUAAUGGUGUGGUUGUUGGCUAUGAUAAUGGGAUGGGAGUCAUUCCACUUUUUGCAGUUUGUUGGUUUCGGGUUGUUGGUGUUUGGAACCUUGUGCUUCAAUGGGGUUUUGACACCCGAGGAGUGGUCGUGGGUGCCCGGUGUUCUCAAGUCGUCUGUCGAUGUGGCUCCACUUGAGGAGCCAGUUGACAGAAUUUAGGUAGGUAAUAUAUGUGUGGUCGUGCGU
Yamadazyma tenuis ATCC 10573 is the source of this 1227-nucleotide messenger RNA. RefSeq lists its product as uncharacterized. NCBI's taxonomy places the organism in Eukaryota, Fungi, Ascomycota, Pichiomycetes, Serinales, Debaryomycetaceae. Gene Ontology annotation, biological process: pyrimidine nucleotide-sugar transmembrane transport. The record is from RefSeq and is a predicted model, not a curated record. Gene Ontology annotation, cellular component: intracellular membrane-bounded organelle; Golgi membrane. Gene Ontology annotation, molecular function: pyrimidine nucleotide-sugar transmembrane transporter activity.